GGUGUAAAACAAUGGUAUUGAACACAUCAUACGAAGCGUGUCGUCAAAUGGAGACCAAUUGUGACGAAAGACAGUCUGCAUCGGGAGGGGAGCGGACGGCAGAGGAUCGGCUGAUAUCGCGGUCGUCGACAAUAACGGAACAAAUGGAGUGUCAUUUGCCGGCGAUUCGUGCGAUACCUGCGGAACACAUAUACCAGAGAUGUGCCACUCGUUCGCGUAUAGCGUUGGCAUUGAUUUGUGCCGUUUUGCUCACAUUCGUUAUCACAGCCAUAACUGCCGCCAGAGCUAAGUCUGGUCUUAAAUUGGGAUCCAAUGGAUUAGACCAUACGCUUGAGGGCCAGCAAUGGAUGGCCGAACAGGCGCUGGGCUUAAGCCAGGAAUCAGUGGUCGUCGACACUAUUUGUGGAAAAUUAAUUGGAGACGAAGAACACGAAGCCUUUGUUUUCAAAGGCAUCCCUUACGCGGAGCCGCCAACGGGUGUCAGGAGAUGGUCGGCGCCGAUACCGCUCACCAAUAGCUCAUCCAAUUGUCAUCAAAGCAGUCAAAGACACGCCACGAAAUUCGGUUCGCCGUGCGUUCAAAUCAAUCCAUACAACAAACAGAUUGAGGGCAAAGAGGACUGUCUAUACCUCAACGUUUGGACACCAAAUAUCGAUCCAGAGGCCAACCAUGAGGUGAUGGUAUGGAUUCACGGAGGUUUCCUACAGUUUGGUUCGGGCCAUCAGCCGGGACUUCGGCCCAACGGAAAACUGGCCAAAACUAUGGACACGGUUUACGUGAGCCUUAAUUACCGGCUCUACGCGUUUGGAUUCAUGCCUUUGGAUGUAUUGAUAAAUAGCGGCAGUAAUGAUACCGACGAUCGUAACGACGAGAGUAUUAACAAUUCAACUAAUUAUGGUCUAAUGGAUGUGGUGUUAGCCCUCCAGUGGAUACAAAUCAAUAUAAAAUCGUUUGGAGGAAACCCGACAAAAGUGACACUAUUUGGCGCAGAUUCUGGCGCUGCACUCAUUUUGGCCAUCAUUUCAAACAAAGAUUUCAGACAUUUAUACAGCAAUUCAUGGCUUAUAGACGCGGCUCUAUAUCUAAACCACUCGUUUACCGACGCCUCUAAACAUAACCGAAAAAAUUUUCUCAAAUAUUCCGGAUGUGAAUCCAUAGAGUGUUUGAAAUCGCUUUCCAGUAAUCAAGUGAUUGAAUACUUUUUGGGCAAAAACGACCCAUCAUUUCGUAUUAACGAUCAAAACGAUUUGCCUAUUCUUGGGAUAAUGAGUGAACAGCUAAUUAUUAUCGAUGACAAAUACGUUCGGGAUUUCUAUCCAUUCAACGGAUCAGUAGUGGACAGUCCGGUGUUGAUUGGGUCGACGGCUCAGUCGAUCGAGUUCUGGCCCGGACCCAGAGAUCUGGACACUUGGCAGUGGAGAGACUAUACUAAAUACGUGACCACAAGUCUGGACUCGUUUAGCGCUCAGAUAUCGCGAAAGUCAUUACAACUGUACGCACCCGUAGACGACGGCAACGAGACUACGCCAGCCAUUCAGUACAUUAAUAUGGUGUCCGAUCUGAGACAGGUCUGCCCUAAUGACUAUUUAGCCCAGAGUUUGGCCCAACACUCAAACAAUUCAUCCGUUUAUCGAUAUAUAUUUAACGCUAGACUUUCAGAACCGGUGCGGGUCUACGGCUAUCCCUCGAGUUAUUCGUUUCAUUUAAUUGAUAUCAUAUCUUAUUUCGACGAAAUCGAGUCAUUCAUUAGGCGUCCGACAGAAGAGGACUUUUCCAUUCGCGACACAAUUCAACAAUUAGUUCAAUCGUUUGUAAAUAAUUCAAACAUUAAUCAAAACUUAUAUAAUAAUAGCGGAGAUAAGGCUAAAGGGAUGAUAAACGCCACUACUUUGUCGACGUCCACGACAUCGACAACAGCCACGACUACCACUACGACGACGACUACCACUACAACCACUACAACCCCUACCAAACACUUUACUUCAGACCCGCAAAGCAAACGCCAAUCGAUUGUAUCGUUAGGACAACCAUUUCCUCAACAGUUUAUUGAAAUCAAUUCAAAGACUAAUAAUAAGACAUCGGCUGUAAUGAGAGACUACAGCCAAAGUGAUCGCUGCUCUUUCUGGCAGACAAACCAACUCUUUGAUUACGUUUGGACCGUUUGAACACAUUUUAAUCACUACUUUAACUCAUAAAAUCUAUUUGUAAAUUAAAGCAUACUAUGUUUAAUUGCAUUGUUUCUCGUAUUUAUUUUGAUAAAAUAUUAUAAGUUUUAACAUGUUUUACAUAUUUCUUAUGUCAUUACUGACCACAAACCUACUAUUACUGAUACCAUAAGC
Medioppia subpectinata is the source of this 2339-nucleotide messenger RNA. The record is from the annotation of a GenBank genome assembly. NCBI's taxonomy places the organism in Eukaryota, Metazoa, Arthropoda, Arachnida, Sarcoptiformes, Oppiidae.